Messenger RNA from Lizanozyma spartinae, 1047 nucleotides. RefSeq lists its product as uncharacterized. Gene Ontology annotation, molecular function: oxidoreductase activity, acting on the CH-OH group of donors, NAD or NADP as acceptor. The record is from RefSeq and is a predicted model, not a curated record. Bases 1 to 1047 code for a protein of 348 amino acids. The transcript has a single exon. Lineage: Eukaryota; Fungi; Ascomycota; Pichiomycetes; Serinales; Debaryomycetaceae.
AUGACUUCAUCAACAGUUUUCGUCACCGGUGCGAACGGUUUCAUUGCCCAAACUUUGGUCAGCCAAUUACUUGAAAAGGGCCAUAAGGUCAUUGGGCAAGUACGUUCUGAUGCUAAAGGUGCUCAAUUGGCCGAGUUGGUCAAUAACAAGAACUUUAAUUACGUCGUUGUUCCUGUCAUUGAGGCAGAACAUGCCUUUGAUAAGGUCUUGAAGGACCAUCCUGAAGUGGAAACGUUUUAUCACACUGCUUCUCCUGUUAGCUUUGCUAAUGAUGAUGUGGAAAACAACAUUCUUAUCCCUGCAAUUAACGGUACCAAAUACGUUUUACAAUCCAUUAAGGAACACGCUCCUCAACUUCAACACUUUGUCUACACCUCUUCAAUUGUCGCACUGGCCGAUCUCCUGAAUGCACCUCUGGGUAUCAAAGAAGCAGAAUGGUCUCCUAUGACUUACGAACAAGCAAAGACCAAUGGUAUGCUUGCUUAUGCUGGUUCAAAGAAGUUUGCCGAACAAGAAGUAUGGAAGUUCCGUGAUGAACACCAACCAAAGUUUACUAUUGCAACCAUCUUGCCUUCAUUUGUCACUGGCCCUCAAGCCUUUGCUGCUAACCUCAAGAACUUAAGUUCAACUAGUGCUUUGUUUGCUGCUGCCAUCAAUGCAAAGACUAGAGAAGAAUUGGAAGCUUGUAUUCCCUUCCCUCUUGCAAUCGAUAUCAGGGAUGUCGCCAGAGCUCAUAUAUCUGCUGCUGAGAAUGUAAAGGCAAACGGUCAACGUCUCAUCUUGUCCAACGGUACUUUCAAUGCUGAUACGGUGCUCACCAUCUUAAAUGAAAAGUAUCCAGGAAAGUCUAGCCUUAAACCCAAUGACCCAGUUACUCCUACCAUGCCUGAUAUUGUGGACAACAAGCUUACCAGGAGUUUAUUGGGAGAAUGGAUUCCCCUUGUACAGUCACUUGCUGAUGCCAUUGUCCAGCAUGGUGAGAGUGGAUUUACUCUUGAACUGUCACUCGCUGAUUCUAUUAUCCAACAAGCUAAGAGUGAAUUGUAA